This is a messenger RNA of Pygocentrus nattereri (red-bellied piranha), 4804 nucleotides long. RefSeq names its product tudor domain containing 7 b (gene tdrd7b). The coding region runs from base 143 to 3484 and encodes 1113 amino acids. The record is from RefSeq and is a predicted model, not a curated record. The transcript is spliced from 17 exons. Gene Ontology annotation, biological process: lens morphogenesis in camera-type eye; spermatogenesis; lens fiber cell differentiation. NCBI's taxonomy places the organism in Eukaryota, Metazoa, Chordata, Actinopteri, Characiformes, Serrasalmidae.
GAGGGUGCCCUGCUGGCCAAUCGAGAGCCUCCGUUCUCCCAGAGCCGCUGAGCCGCGGAGAGGAGGCGGUGAAGCCGCGAAGGAGAGCGGAGCGGCGGGGAGAGACGCUACAGAGAGCCGCUGAAAGCUAGACAGCGCGAAGAUGGCAGAUGAGGAGCUGGUGAAGAAGAUGCUGCGGGCAGUUCUGCAGUCCACUAAGAGUGGGCUGUCCCUGUCUCGCCUGCAGGCUGAGUAUAAGGAGCUGACGGGUGAAGCCAUACCCCACAAACAGCUGGGUCACGCCACACUGGACGCUCUUCUGCACAGCAUGCCCUCUGUGGUGCGUCUGGACAGGGGCCGCUCUGGGGAGGUGAUGUGUUAUGCUACAGGGGUCAAUGAGAUAGCUCACAUUACAAAGCUGAUGGCUCGUCAGCAUACGGCUAAGAAGACUGGCCGGCCACAGGUGGUCAACUGCCAGAUGAGAGUCAAACCCUCUGUCCCUCUAGUGUUAAACGCCAAGCCCAGGACGUCUCUGAGGCAGCCUGAACACCGGGGUCGUCAGGGCCGCGGUGGGGGUCGCCCGGGGGGCCAUGGUGACUCUCGCCCGGGAAGCAUGAGAGAGUCACAGCCUGAUGGAAGAGGCAGCAAACACCAUAGUACCCAGCACACACCACCCAAUACACCCACCAGAAGACCUACUCUGCCCUCUGAUAGAUCAGACAAAAGGAUGACCCUGCCAUCCAGAUUCCAAAAAGAAGUACAUGCCCACCUGUCUAGAAAUCCUCAACAAAGCAAUGCUCCUACUAGCCUGAAUGAAAACGCCCCUCCGCCAAAACCCAGGACACCCCAUCCAAGCCCCUACAGUCCCAAAUUGGUGCAAUCUCGUCUCAGAGAGGUUCUGAGCAAGCACAGCAAUGGCUUCUGGGUGUCUAAACUCCCUCAACUAUACAGAGAGCUAUACAAGCAAGACCUGCCCAGUGAAGCCUUAAAAGAUCUGGAACAGUGGACGCACAUUUGCACAGUUGAGAAACCAUUCAGUAGCAAACCUCAGGAGCUACUGUUAUACCCUGCUAAAGACAUUAGCCAAACCACUACCCCGCCUAGACCUGGUGUGCCCUCUACAGCAGACGGGCAAUCUCCAUCUCUCCAAAAGUCCCCCAGCCAGACACAGAAAGCACCCAGGACACCCCCAACUUCCACAUCCAGCCCUCCGGCAUCCCCCACAGCUGUAUCUGCAGAUGUCAAGCAAAAGCUAGGCGAGCUCCUUUUGAAGUACAGCAGUGGUCUAUGGGCUCACGCUCUCCCUAAACUCUACCAGGACACCUACAAAACUAAACUGCCAGAUUAUGUUCUUGACAACCUGCCGCUGCUGUCAGAUAUUUGCACUAUUGACUACCCCAUGCCAGACAACCCCAAAAGGGCCAUCUUGUAUGUGAAAGCAGCGGAAGAUGAGAACUGCAACCGGGAAGACCUGGCUGACAUGAAGGCCAGAGAGGAGGCAGGGAGACGUCUCAGUUCUCAGGCCGUACCCCCUCUACUCAUUCCCAGGGAAGAGUACCCCUCAGUGCUGGUGGUGGAAGCAAACAGCACUAACAGUGUUGUUCUCAGAUACAUAGGUGAGGGAUAUUCGAAGGCCCAGGAGAAGCUGGAGGAUGACAUGAAGGACUAUUAUGCACAAGAUAACACCAAGAAACCCCUGGUCUCACCUUCAUCAGGCCAGUUAACUGCAGUUCAUGCUGAAGAAGAGGAAGAGAUUCUCAGAGCACAAGUCUGUGAGGUCAUGUCAGACAAGGUCAAGGUUUAUUAUGUGGAUCAUGGCUUUUCUGAGAUCAUUAUUAAAAGCAAGCUGUUGGAGUUACAUGAGAAGUUUUUCAGACUGCCUUUCCAAGCCACUAAAUGUAAAUUGGCUGGCCUUGAGCCCUUUUCUCAGGAACCAGCUGUGCUGAAAAAGUUUGACUCCAUGGCAAGUGGUAAAAUCUUGCUGGCUGAGAUCCUGGAGCGGGAUGAUAUUCCUUUGAUGGUGUUAUAUGACACAUCGCAGGAUGAUGAUGUUAAUAUCAAUGCUGCCUGCCUGAAAGCCCUACAAGACAAGUCUUUAGAGAGCCCUUUACAGGUAAACAGUGCCUACAUGAAUGUGAAUGUGACCAGCGUGUGUUCAGAUGGGACCUUUUGCUGCCAGCUGCCAUCUCGAGGCUUGUCUAAACUCAAUGAGAUCCUGGAGAAGACAGAGACCUAUUUUCACUCCCAGGUUACAUCAGAGUCGUUAGUUUCUAGACCUUUCUGUGGAAAAAGCUGUCUGGCUCGCUACAAAGGAAAAUGGUCCCGGGUUGAGAUAACUAAUUUGCAUGGCACCCGAGUGCUGGACAUUCUGUUUGUGGAUCUGGGGGUCCAGGCAUCCGUUGAGGUCAUUGAGCUGAGGGAAAUCCCACCCCCGUUCCUACGUGACCUUAUCUCAAUCCCACCUCAGGCGGUUAAGUGCUGUUUAGCAGACCUGUCUGUAAGUGUGGGCUCAUGGACUCCAGAUGCUGUACAGUGGCUGAGAGACACAGCACUACACUGCAAUGACUGCAGCUUGAAGAUUGCUAAGGUGGAGGAGAGCAAGCGCUUGGCUCAUGUCUACCUGUUCACCAGUAAGAACUUCCAUGACCCUAGCCGCAGUCUUAACCGCCAGCUUGCUGACUCUGAUCUGUGGAAGCACCAGAAGGAUGUCUUCCUGAGCAGUCAGGGGCCUCUGAAGACCCCUACUCCCCCAACAACUCCACCCACAACACCACCCACCACAGCCUCCACUGGUACUUCCAGCCCAAGCAGCAAUGGAGGAGGCAAAGCUCCACAAAUGUUAAAAAAGGUGUCACCCCAGUCAAGCUCCCGCUCCACACCUCCAAGCACCCCGCCUGGGAGUCUGGCUCUUCCACCUGUUCUGGAGCUGCCUCCAGUAGGGCAGAAUAUGGACAUUUAUGUGUCUGUAGCAUGUCACCCAGGUCAUUUUGUACUACAACCAUGGCAGGAUAUGUACAAGCUGGUGGUCUUGAUGGGAGAAAUGAUUCUGUACUAUAACAAGACAGAAGAGAAACCUCUCAAAGUGGAGAAGAACCAGGUGUAUGCAGCCAAAGUGGAGAACAAUUGGCAUCGAGUGCUUGUGAAAGGAGUUCUGACAAAUGGCCUGGUGUCUGUUUAUGAGCUGGAUUACGGCAAACAUGAGCUGGUCAGCUGCACUCUGCUGAGACCUCUCAUCCAGGAAUUCUGCCAACUCCCAUUCCAGGGCAUCACUGCUCAACUAGCAGGUGUGAAACCCAGGCAGUGGUCUGAAGAGGCUUCCAUUGUGUUCAGAAACCAUGUGGAGAAAAAGCCUCUAGUAGCCCAGCUGGACUCAGUGCAGGAAGCAGCGCAUCCCUGGGACCGGAAGGUCACCGUCUUCCUGGUGGACACAUCUCAAGAGGACCGUGACAUCUGGGUCCAUGACAUCAUGGCAGAAUUUGCAGAUGAGCUCACUAAAGCAGCGUAGCAGCCUUGGUUAUCUGUUGGUGUGUAUUCUUAAAAGAGUGUGUGUGCGCACUCAUGGGUUGUUCUGCACACGCUGCUUCUUUACAGGUCCUGUUUACAUUUGGCAUCAACAUCUAAUCGUAAUCUUAUCUGCAUCCCAAUCUGAUCUGCAUCCCAACUAGACACAAUGCGCACUCACAAGACAGAACAUCCUGGCAUCUGAAGUCAAAUACAAUAGUGAGCUGAGUACACUAUAGGGAUAAAGGUAUUGGGACACCUAGAAGACCUGUUAUGACAUCCAUUCUAAAUCCAUAGGCAUUAAUAUGGAGUUGGUCCCCCCUGUGUAACUAUGACUGCUUCUUCUGGGAGGCUUUUUACAAGAUUCUGGAGUGUGUCUGUGGGGUUUUUUUCCCCCCAUUCAUCCAAAACGGCAUUUGUGAGGUCAGACACUGAUGUUGGACGAGAGGGCCUGGCUCACAAUCUCUCGGGGUUGAGGUCAGGGAUCUGUGCUGGCCAGUCAAGGUCUUCCACAAGUUCACCCAAAAAUGGCUUUAUGGACCUUGAUUUGUGAAGACAGACUGCAUGGCUGUGUGCUUGAUUUUAUACAUAUGUGGCAAUGAGACUGAAUGAAACACUUGGAUUCAAUGAUUAAGAGGUGUCCCAAUACUUCAUAGUGUAUGUUACUUUAGCACCUACAGCUGAAGCAGUCAAAAAAUGUGUUAAAUUUUCAGCUUUUGUCUUCUUAAGCCUACCUUUGUACACAGAUGCCUGAAAAAAUCUUAAAUAAGAGUGGAGAGAGUGCACGUGACGUUAGAAUGUAGUCACAUUGGCUGCGUUGCAUUUAUGCACAAAUUCAGUCACAAUGUGUGCUUCAUUACCUCUGAAACAGGAAAGAAAGAUCCAAACACAUUCCAAUCAGAUGUUGCCCUUAAACGCGUAUGUGAACAACAUGCAGCGAUGGUAUGCAUUUUAAUGCCGGGUGUAAACAGGGCCCAUUUGACUUGGACAUAGGUACGCAGGGAAGUGUCUAAGUUAUGGAAGGUUAGACCUCAUUUCUUUGUAAAGACUAACUCUUAAAUUAGUCCAAUUAGAAGUGUAGCUGCAAGGAUCUACGAUAAUGACAGGCAGCAUUAUACUACUUGUAGAGUCUAUCUUUUCAGUGCAGGCAGCAACUCUAAGCUCUGCUGUUGCCUUUAAAUACACUACUCAUACACUACUCAGUUAGGGAUAUUUGGCUUUCGGGUGAAAUUUCAGGAUGAACCUAAAAUGCACUCUAACCUUUACAGGUGAACUUAAUGUGACCUUCUCUAAACAUUUGAAUGCACAUGUCCAGCUGUUCAAU